AUGGAUCGCGAUGGCCCUUAUCGGCGUCGGCUGGACGAUAGCCAGUUUUCCAACGAGGUGUCCAAGUUUGUUCAACAGGCCCUGGCCCGCACGAGGCAGUCUUCCUCGACCUCUGCGCAACAUGGCCUCGCCCGUAAUCCUGCUUUGAGCUUGGACCCCAUUAGUGCCACACCCGCCCCCUCGCAACGGAUUCGCUCAGCGCCCAUGAACCGGGUUCAAAGUGCCCAUCUUGUGAGCCCAUCUAGCCCUGCCACCUUCUCGCUCAACUCGGUCCUCGAAGCCGGCAACCCGCCGCUUUCUCGGCCAGAGCGACCCCGACCCGGCGAUCAUGGAUACCUGUACAAACCCGAUCUUCUCGCCGCACCCGCCACGCCCCGCCAGGGUGAGCGACGAGCUGGAUCUGCGCGCCACUCCCGGGCUGCAUCUGCGCGCCCCGAUAGCCAAGCUUCGCGUCGCAUCGCCUCAGCUAGCAUCAAUCGAGAUGGCUCGGCCACCACGCAUGGGCGCAGCCACCAUCAUGGCAGCGAGGCGCUUGCACAGGCACCAUCGCCGUUCUCAUCCUCACAUAACCGGGCCCGGAGUGCCAAGUCUACCAAUGGGCACUUUGAGGACGUGACGAGCCCGGAGGAGCGCCACCGCGCCGAGCGACUGUCCUCUGUCAUCACAAUCCAUGUGAUUGAUAGCAGUCACCGUCGCCGUCGUGACUUUUUCUGCUCCUAUCGGCCCCUCGUGAAGAAAAUGGGCUUUUUUCGCAAUUACCUUCACAGCCAAGACGACGCGCGAUCGGUGGACAUCUCUGUUCACUGCGAUCUCACAAUCUUUGAGUGGCUGCUUCGCUAUGUCAAGGCUACCUGGCUCAAGCAGCUACACGAGACCUCAGAGAGCAAACUAGAUGCAGCAGAUCGUGAAUUUUUGGCGGUGGAAGAUGACGCAGACACAGCCCUCAUGCCCCAACUUUCCGUUUACAACUCGGCGUCCAUUCUCAUCAGUUCUGACUAUUUAAAAAUGAGCAGUCUCGUCAACGAAACUCUUACGUAUGAUGGCUGCCUGUGCACUGUCCUUGUCAAAAGGCACGCGUUGCUCACGUGCCGGUUGACCGCACGGCUGCCCUAUAGUUUUAUCUAUGAACACAUCAACGACGUAAUUGCCAGCCCUACCAGCCUCUCUGCCAUUGACCCAGAACUCAUCAAACAGCUAUCCGACAUGUUGACCCACGAUGACCUCCAGGCUAUCAAGGAUCCCAAAGACAAACUGCUCAGCAAGCUGUGUUGGCGCAAGAUUGAGCUCAUGUUGCAGCCGGGACAACCGGUGACACAGCUUUUCCGAUGCCGAGCCUGUCAGCGUCUACUCCUACCCUGGGCAGCCCGUGAGAGCUUGUGUGACCAUUCCCGCAUGCGCAUGGAUGCUCAAGGCCGCCUUCGCUGUCACCACGAGCGAGAUACCGAGUGGGACCUCAACGAAUACCUGGUAGAGCUGCGCAUUCAAGGUUUAUCCGCCAAAGAUGUAUAUUGGAGACUACGGUGUCUCUCGCGAGCUUACCACUGUCGCUUGUGUCACAUGAACUUCCUGCCUGCUGAGGUGGACACGUGCCUCUAUCAUUCGGAGCCGGCUCGCUUUGAGCCCGCCCCUGCGCUUCCCGCUAGUGCUGUUGCAAUUUCCCCAGAGUCACUGGGGGCGCAUGCUCAGGGCGUUUUCCCUUGUUGUGGAGCAACUGUGUUGCGGACUUUCAGCUCCAAUUUUGGCCUGUCAAGCCGACGCGUCAUGCCCUGUCCUCGACUGCCCUACUCUUCAACUAGGCUACACAUGGUCAACGUGUUUGGUAUUGAAGAGUCACACAUGGGUGUCGGUUCAACCGCCGCUGUGGCACUGGAGGAGUUUCAAGAGGAAGACGAAGAUUCAGAAGAAACACCUGUAGCGCCCCGCGUUGUCGUGCGUUCAAGUAACACCGCCGCACAAACUGCAGAUGUGGCCCAUGCUCGCUUGGGUGACCUUGCGCGUGAAGUUGGUCAACUUAUUUCACUUUUGGGACGACGCAUGGCGGGCUUGGAACGUGCCGUGUCUUGCUUCGGGGCCGACGAGAGUUCCAAGCUCAAUAUUCAGUUGCUCAGGCACCAAGAUCGCGGUGACAUGACUGCGUUACGGGCUCAGCUUCGUGCUGCACGACGGCCCCAAACCCUCACGCCAGCGCCACCGCGACGAACUGGCAACUUUAUCGAUCCGAAUGACAAGAGCACCAAGGUUUUUGCAAGAAUGCUGCAACGCAUUCAGCGGAUUGAGCGCGAAGCAGCCACCCCAACGGCCGCCCAUCCCCAGCGUGCCUUUUCAACUGCCGGUCGUCAAAACGCCCUUAAGCGCUUCAAACUCUAG
Monosiga brevicollis MX1 is the source of this 2367-nucleotide messenger RNA. RefSeq lists its product as uncharacterized. The transcript has 17 exons. Lineage: Eukaryota; Choanoflagellata; Craspedida; Salpingoecidae. The record is from RefSeq and is a predicted model, not a curated record. The coding region runs from base 1 to 2367 and encodes 788 amino acids.